GACGCACUUUACGGAACAAAAUUCCAUUUUGUUUUGCUGUUAACAGAACAAAUUUCGCACGAAGAUCUCCAAGAUGUCGGCCGCGGUGUCGGAAGUGUCGGCGGCCAUAGGGGACUUGGGUAAUGUCACGAACACGAUCAAGGAAAAGGUGGCUCUCUUCGGGUCAAACCUCGACACCCGUGCGAACCACGAGCAAAUAACAGAACUCACAAAGCAAGGUCGAGACCUGGUGCAGGCGACAACCGCCAAGUUGCAGACGUUGGUCAACUCUGCGUCGGGGGCCGACAAAAGUGCGUCGAGGAAGCUGAGCAAAGACUUCAAGGUGCAGCUAACGGCCUUCGAACAAGUGUGUGCAAAGACCGUGGCGUCGGAAAGUACGGCGGUGCAAGCGAUCCGAUCCACGUCUGUGCGUCGGAACACCGAGCGCGAUUUGACCAACUACAACGAAGACCUCAUCUACACUCAAGCCAGCGUCCAAGUGUACGACGAAGAUGGUAUCCUUUCUCAUUAUCUACAAGCUACAACGUAUCUAAACGACAUCGUAGACUUGGUGCGGCGGGAAGAAGACAUCAUCACGAUCAACCACAAAUUGGGCGAAAUCAAAGCAGCGUUUCAAGAAGUCGACGGUCUUGUACAGGACCAACAAGACAUUGUCGUCGAGAUCCACGACAACACGACGGCGGCAGCAGAAGACACGUCGGCUGCAUUAGGCCAGGUGCAGCAAGCCGACAAGAAGACAGGCUAUGCCACAUGCACAUGUUGCUACCUCUGUACGAUCAUGUAGACAUGGAUAAGCAUGUUAGUAAGCGCACCUGGUGUCUUGGUCGCAUGGACUGUCUAUCAUCGUCGUUACCAUGAUGCUUUUGACGCCAAACAAAGUGAAAGUACGUGAGUGCAUGUACAGUAUGUAUGUUGUACGCAUCGCUUUCAUUAUGACACGCGCAUGGGUUCCAUAAAGGUACGAGCAGCGCUGAUGCGUUCAUAAAUACCUGGCGUGCCGAGGUGGUCACCACAUUCAAAGCCCCAGCUGGCCGAUCGUCAACGGUCCCCCCGAGUCGCCGCGACACGAGUCUUCUCCUUCCACCCCUCCAGCACCCAACAUCGUAUCGGUCACUGGGGUAGGGAACAACGCAGCCGAGGCCCUGGUAUUGUUUUAGCGACUUUCUGUGGUCGUGGGCACGCACUAUUUAACUGGUUUUGAUGACGGAGAACUGGCCAAUAUCACCCAGGAAAUCAAACACCCCAAGGGCACCGACGUGGGUAUCGUAAUCUUGGAACGCAACAUCACGGCCAUCCAACCUGUGUCGUUUGAAUUCGUUCCG
Messenger RNA from Aphanomyces astaci, 1322 nucleotides. RefSeq lists its product as hypothetical. Gene Ontology annotation, biological process: vesicle-mediated transport. The record is from RefSeq and is a predicted model, not a curated record. Lineage: Eukaryota; Oomycota; Saprolegniomycetes; Saprolegniales; Verrucalvaceae. The transcript has 2 exons. Bases 74 to 784 code for a protein of 236 amino acids. Gene Ontology annotation, cellular component: membrane.